AUGAUUAUUAAGGGAUUUCCACGGGUGCUGCCUACUGAGGGUGCGUCUGCGCUAAGUGCUCGUCGGCGCACCCUUGAUUGUUUGGCUCCUUCAGCUACACCUCGUCGUGGUGGCUCCUUGCGUGUACCAAGACACCAGCAACCACAAGAAAAACCUACGAUGGCAUUUUGCAAAAGACGCUUGUCCUGGCCGGAAGUGGAUAAUUCUGUGAAUUCUGGAGUUCAAGACACCGAUGGAUCGUACUUCGAGAGUUUCACAGCUCUCUCCUGGCGUCAGGAAAACAGGCGGUUGGCAGCGCUGCGGCUGGCAGAGGCGAGGGCAGAGAGACCUCCCCCCGCACCGCAAGACCUCGGCCUGCCAAGUGUUUCCGCGCAACUCUCACAUAAAGAGCAUGAACAUCUGUAUACCGAGGUUCUAUAUUGCAUCGAGAAUGCUGUAGGUGCUCCCGCGCCUGAUGGUCAAUUUGCAUCAUAUAAAGAAGAAGUCAUAGAAUAUGCACGUCGCGCUUUUAAAGUGCCCCAUGAUGUCCACGCUCGUGCACUCAUAGCAGCCGGCAGUGAGCGCCCUCCCACCGUAGUCUUGGGAUGUGCAGUUCUAGAGGCUGAUGGAUUGGAGGCAAAAGAUGCUAAUGGUUUUAGCGAUCCCUAUUGCAUGUUGGGCAUACAGCCAGCGUCACUACCAGCUUCACCGCGGGCGUCAGAAGACGAGGGCCGCAAGCACGGCUUUAGACUGAGCUUUAAGAGACGUGACGGACGGCAGCAGCGGGACAGCCUUGGCAGACUACCGGCUCGAUAUAUUCGGGCAACGAGCGUCCGCCCACAUACACUCUCGCCUAAAUGGAACGAGACGUUCAAAUUUGACAUCGAUGAUAUAUCAUCCGAUGUUCUUCAUCUGGAUAUUUGGGAUCAUGACGACGAAAGUUCAGUGUUGGAUGCAGUGUCCCGGCUUAAUGAAGUACGCGGAGUUCGCGGCUUAGGACGUUUCUUCAAACAGGUCUGCCAGAGCGCGAGACAAGGCAGUCAAGAUGAUUUUCUUGGCUGUGUAAACAUCCCACUACGAGAGAUACCAUCAACUGGAGUUGAAGCAUGGUACAAACUAGAGGCUCGCUCCCAUCGCUCGUCUGUUCAAGGCCGUAUACGACUUCGACUCUGGCUCUCUGCUAGGGAAGCUGGACGUCAUGAUGAUGACAACCAUCAACAGGUACGGCAGCAUGAGCGCCUAUUCGCUGUGCUUUUGGCAUACGAGGUUGAAAAUGCAAGCGCACAGACAAGUGGAGCGGAGAGUGAGAGCGGAGAAUGGGAAGGAGAGCUAUGCAAUGCAGCGCAGACCCUGCUGCACCAACACGCGGUACAAGGAGACUUGAGCUCGCUCCAGGCGGCUAUUGCACGCUUUGCCGCCUCUUGCAAGCUUAAUAGCGAAGCGCCACUGGAUCCAAAGUACAUGUAUAAGCUGCUGACUGAGUUAGAGCGAGCUUGGUGCGCGAGCGAGAGCUUCAGCGGGAGCGGAAGCGGAGACUCCGGCUCGGGCGCGACGCGCGACGAGGAACGCUGGCUUGCUGUUUGUUUCUGCGAAUUCGUUGAAAGGGCUCUCCAUCAAUUACGCCUACAUAGAGAUUUGUAUCCUGUGUUACAUCAUUUGAGCCUAAAUAAACUCGAAUUCCUUUUGCGCUGUCUUAAUCAACUGUCGCAGAUGAAAGCUUUUUGGCGUUGUUGCCCCUUUAACAACGAAAUCAGAAGUGAAAUAGUAGGCGCACUUCGUAAGGGCACAGCGGAGUGGUACGAGGCGCUCUGCGCGCAGGACACGGACUCGGAGCGGGGGGAGGACCUCGUCAACCUCAUCACAUUGGUUCAGAUUGACAUGCAACAAGGACUCACGUAUUAUCAUCCGUUGUUUGAUACGACCAACAACGUACCAUACUUCAGUGUCGUCUUCACGCAAAUCGACAAAAUGGUAUCUGAAGACGUUAAACAAUGCGUCGAACAUUGGGUGGCUGAGGGCUGGUGCGGGGUCGCUGAAGAAGAGAUAUUCGACGAGCAGGGUAUCGGAAUGUGCAUAGUGUCAGCGAAAACUCUACCUUUUGAAGUACUAGCGGCGGUGCGAGAGCUUUGCGCUGCGGCGUCGCCUACACCCUCGUUUCACGCCGCACACGAUCCGCCGCCUCUGCUGCUAGAUGCCUAUCAAUGGUUUGAGCCGCUGAUCGAUCGAUGGCUGGCAGUCACUAAAACCAUGGCUUUACAACGCGUACGAGCCGCGGUAGAACUAGAUCGCACUGUGGAGGGUGAACACAUAGUUAAACAUAGCACAUCGUCUGUCGAUACAGCUGCUUGCCUAUACCAUAUGCGUAUGGUAUGGCGCGCUAUUGGCGGCGUGGAAGAGGGCACGGUGGGUGGCGGACUCAGACUCUUGGAAGCGGCAUGCGCCACCGCGCUUCACUACGCUGACCUCGUACACGGGGCCCUUGCUGACCAAGGAUAUUAUGAAAAUCACGGUCAAAACAAAACUACGGAGGAGAUAUGCACAAUUGUUAACAACCUGGAGUACGUGCGCCGCUCGCUCUGCGAGUACGACGAUGAACACAUUGCCAAUGACGAGAACGCACGACAACUAGUUCGUGGCGCGCUCGGCACUUUGGACUCGCGGUCAGCUCGCGCCGCCGCGCCGCUGUCUGCCCGCGCACGCCCGCCUCUACGCAAGGCGGUCUUCCACCUCGCCUGGUCUCCAGACACGCUACCGACACCACAGGCAAUAACACCGCUCCUGGAAUUCUUAGACCAACAUUUAUCUUCUUUAAACACCUGGUUAUUGCCUCGAGCGUUCAUUCGCGCGCUCGCGGGGUGUUGGAGCGCGGUUCUAAAAGAGGUAUCGGGUCAAGCUGACGCCGGUGGCGCGGAGAAACCCAGAGUGUACCACCAUAGGCUGAGGGAAGCCUUGGAUCUCUUAGCGGAAUUCUUCCACGCUGAAGGAAAAGGUCUACCAAUGCCAGAAGUACAUAACGCAGAAUGGAUGCGAGUUGAACAGAGGAUGAAGUAUCACCAAGCGCCUACUGAAGAACUGCUAGAGCUGUGGCUUGCGGAUAGACUGAUGGAACAAUCUCGUACACCAUUACCAUCACCGUAUGGAUCUAUAUUAGUCAGAGUUUAUUUCAACCACGACUCGCUGUGUGUGGAAGUGCUAUCCGCAAGGGAUGUGAUCCCGCUUGACCCCAACGGUUUGAGCGACCCAUUCGUGGUACUAGAACUAUUACCAAAACGACUCUUUCCCAGGACACAUGAGCAAAGCACUAACGUUCAAAAGAAAACGCUAAACCCUAUAUGGGACGAAUGUUUCGAGUUCGGUGUAUCUCUCGAGGCGUGCAAGUCGCCGCAGGCUGCGCUGGCGCUGUCCGUGUGGGACCGCGACGUGCUCACGGCGGACGACUUCGCGGGCGAGGCCUUCGUGUCGCUGUCGCGCGUGCCCGGCGUCAACAGCCACGCGCCGCCCGACCCCCUGCGACCCGUCGAGCUGCCGCUGAUGCAACUACACGAUCGAUGCCAUCCUAUUCUUCAGAUUUUGGAAUCUCGAACGACGGACAAACUUGCAAAUGAUUUUGUAAAGAAACAAAAGCUACGUUUUGCAGAACAG
Molecule: messenger RNA, 3621 nt
Organism: Brenthis ino (lesser marbled fritillary)
Lineage: Eukaryota; Metazoa; Arthropoda; Insecta; Lepidoptera; Nymphalidae
Source: the annotation of a GenBank genome assembly